This is a messenger RNA of Durio zibethinus, 873 nucleotides long. Its product is annotated as serine protease, putative (Protein of unknown function, DUF538). The record is from RefSeq and is a predicted model, not a curated record. Lineage: Eukaryota; Viridiplantae; Streptophyta; Magnoliopsida; Malvales; Malvaceae.
CUUUUUUUUCUUCUAACUCCCCCUAACUGGCUGAUACCCAUUGCCUCUUAAGCCUUUCCUUUUUCAUUUUUAUUUCUUUUUCUCUCUUUUCUCUUUUCCAUCUUUCUAUGCAUUUUGAGUAUCAUCCAUGGAAUAUUUUAGCAGCAACAAAACCAGAGUUUGUUUAACAAAAUUGAUUUGUUUUUUCAUAAUGUUUUGGCUUUCUUUGCCCUUUUCUUUUUCUUCUUAUUUUUCAAUCCAUGAUCUUCUUGUUUCAAGAGGUUUACCAGCCGGGCUGCUUCCAAAAGAAGUGAAAUCCUAUACACUUUCAGAGAAUGGAACCCUUGAAGUUUUCCUGGAUGGACCAUGCUUGACCAAGUAUGAAAAUAGGGUGUUUUUUGACAGUGUCGUAAGGGCCAACCUCACUUAUGGAAGCCUCAUUGGAGUUGUUGGGUUAACCCAAGAAGAGCUCUUCCUUUGGUUACCUGUUAAAGACAUCAUUGUUGAUGACCCUAAAUCUGGUCUCAUUUUGUUUGACAUUGGUGUUGCUCACAAACAACUUUCUUUAUCUCUUUUUGAAGAACCCCCUGACUGUAAACCUCAAGGAAUUUUGAAGAACCAAGUGAGGAAGGAGAAAGGGUUUGUGGCUGUGAGAUAGAAAAAGAUUCCAAGCUGUUUUCAUCUUUGGCUUUUUUUUUUUUAAUAUGUAAUAAUUAAUUAGGCUUUUCUAAUUAUAGUUAAAUAUAAGUAAUUUUAGGUCAUGUCUAGGAGUUGUAAAGAAGUGGAUUUCUUGGAAUCUAAGUUCCUAAUCAAAUUAGCUGGUCUAAUCUCUUUUAACAUUUUUCCUUCAUUCCCUUUUGUUUUAAUCCAUUUUUAAAGAUAAAAUUUUGAUUA